This is a messenger RNA of Lodderomyces parapsilosis, 2856 nucleotides long. RefSeq lists its product as uncharacterized. The record is from RefSeq and is a predicted model, not a curated record. Gene Ontology annotation, biological process: tubulin complex assembly; post-chaperonin tubulin folding pathway; microtubule cytoskeleton organization. NCBI's taxonomy places the organism in Eukaryota, Fungi, Ascomycota, Pichiomycetes, Serinales, Debaryomycetaceae. The coding region runs from base 1 to 2856 and encodes 951 amino acids. The transcript has a single exon. Gene Ontology annotation, molecular function: beta-tubulin binding; GTPase activator activity.
AUGGAUGACUUGAACAUCCAGGUUAUCAAAAAAAGCCCUCAAUUACACGCGGAAAUAAGCAAUUUAAUCGCUUCACUCAGGCAUGCGUUGAAAGAAUCAGAGAGUAACAGACGCGUCCUUUACCAAUCAUUGACGACUAAAUUGGUCGCCAUUAUUAACGAAUUCGAGCUACAGCCAAGAUUGCUUGAAAAGCAGCUCGGAUCUUAUGUAAAGGAGUUAAGUGAAUUAUUUCUUGAAAAUGUAUUGAUUGGUGAAUUCAUUGGGAAUAUAAUAUACGCGAUUGCUAGAGUGUGCACUUUCAAAACUGUGGCAUUGUUCUUUUCGAGUGAUGUAUAUCUUUUUGAUUGUCUACUCGAAAGGUGUCAUGAUUCAAGCGAGGCGGUGAGGUUUGUUUGCCUACUAUGGUUAUGCAAUUUGGUCAUAGUUCCUUUCCCAAUAAAGACCAUCAGAGUUGAUUUACCUGAACUGUUGAAGAAAACUGCGCAAGUUUCAUUAACGAGGUUUGCUAAUAUUUCAAGAACCCAGGUUGCUGCUCUGAUCUUGUACUCGAGGCUACUAUCUAGACCUGAUUGCCUGGAUAUGCUUGAUUCAUUUUUGGAUUCCAUGGUAAAUUAUUGGCCGAAAGGGGGCUCUAGUCAAAAGUUAGGAACAUUCUUGGUAGUGAACAAACUACUAAAGCGAGUUCAAAUUAGUCAGUCGCAUGUUACAGGGGUAUACUCUUGCAUUAUAGGUGAUCUUUUAGAAUCGCAAAUCUCAAAUAUGAGCUUAGUUUACUCCAUUAAAAUUUUGAGCAAGUUGACUGUAAGUCAUAUCACAGGAGGACUGUUUGUCAACGCGGCUGAAUUGAUAAACAACUUGGUAAAUGACAUAUUAUUGAGUGAUGUGACUUUUGAAACCAACCUUCGCUAUGCCAUGGCUAAGGCAUUAUCCACCAUUACCAAACAACUAUCCUACACAGCUGUCAAUUAUCAAAAUCAAUUGAUCCAGUUUAUAUUGGAUUUAGUCGAUCCCAAAGAAACGAAUGUACCAAAAUUGCACACCGUUUUGUUGUCCUUGGGGUAUAUCUCUUUGUCUAAGAAUUUACCAGUACAGUUUCAAAUAGAUUGUAUUGAGCUUGCUCGACAGCAUCUUUUUUUCAAAGUUCCCAAGGGAACAAUCUUGAUAGGAAGUCAAAUCAGAGAUUCAGCUUGCUUUUUAAUAUGGUCUAUUGUUCGAAACCUCAAGCACGCUGGGCCCACACUAGCUGAAGUAUUUGCAGACUUGUUACAGAUGUUGGUGUUUGACGAAUUGUUGUUGAAAAGAUGUAGCAUUGCAGUUAUACAAGAAAUGUUAGGCAGAGUUGGCAAAGAUCUUGUUCAAGCUACUGACAAGGGCGAGUUCAUUGUAAAUUUUGUCGCCAAGUUGGGCAAUUUGCGUCUAGAUCAGCACGUCAACUACCAAUUCAUUGAUGUCCUCUAUCACGAUAUUGAUUUAAGUUUUCUCAUUAUACCACUAGUUGACUCGAUAUGUGAGGAGGAUGGAGAUGGUCACUACUUAAACAAGCUACUCAACCAACCCCCGGCAUUAGAACUAGUUCCUAAAACGACAGCAAAUUUUGACGAAAUUCGAUCCAAGUUAAAAAUGGCAAACAAGUGGCACAUUCUAUUCCAGUUGGACGCAUUUAAUGAAGGUUACUGUGCGUUUGACAAUUUCGUAUUUGAUGAAUCAAAACUAGAUAUGGUAAAGGGGUACCUUUAUUCUUUGAAAUAUAAGCAGUUGAGCGAGUUAGAUUGGCACAAUUUGUUGAAAAUUCUGAAGUAUGGCAACCUUGUUGGAGAGAUGAGAGAGGUAGUUUCACACCAAAAGGAAUUGCCCAUGCGUGAAGUAUUAUACCACUUGCCUCAUGAUCGCAAUCUUUCGUGUACGGUUUUCUACUUUCCAAAUCUUGAUCGUAAUCAAUACCAACUGCUUAUAAGCAUCAUGAAAGAUGAGCGCGUCGAUGCUGUUGUUCGUGCAAAUAUGAUCACUAACCUUGGUGAGAAUUUGCCCACGUAUUUCAAGCUUGAGGAUAUAUAUAGCCUAUUUGACGACUACACAACCACUGAUCAGGGUGACGUUGGUUCCAAGGUACGAAUAGCUGCUAUCAAUUUGGUGCUGAAGAUUGGGCUCUUGGAUGAGAGUAUCAAAUUAAAAUUGAUACGAUUGAGUGGUGAAUUGAUGGACAAAAUUCGGCAACUUUCUUUCACAGUGUUGACAGGAUUGGACUUUAGUUGGGCAAGGUUAUUACAAUAUUACCACGGACUAGAGGAUCAAGAGUCAAGAGUUCAAUUCUGGAGAGGUAUUACAUUCACAUGUGGUUCGUUUAUUGGAAAUAUUAAAAUCAUCAAUGAAGCGUUUUGUGAGCUAUUGAGUUACAGACCCAAGGUGGGAGAUUUUAACAUCUUGCUCGGGUUCUUGAAUCGAACUGAAAACGCCAGCAAACGAGAUGUAAAACUUGUGUCUAUGGUGUUGCAAAUGAUUUUAAAAAUGUUUGACGCAAAUUAUCAAUUUGAAAACAAGCCAAGUUACCAAGAGCUAUUUGUGAAAUGCUACAACUUACACAUCAACACCAGAAACUUAACCAGAGUCAAGACGGUCUUGCAAAUUUUUGUUCAUAUAUCACAAAGGUGUCCAAAAUUACGGUUGAGAGUGUACGAUAGGUUUUUGUGGAUUUUGAAACAUCAUCCUUCAAAGGAGCUCAGGGCAUUUGUUGGUGAGACUAUACUUUUUGAAGUUGUCGACAGUACUUCCUUUUCGCGUUAUGAAAUAGUUGACUGGUUUGAUAUUAACCAUUCAGAUUUGGAGUUUAUAGAAGGUGUACUCAAAAUACGAGCUUGA